AUGAAGACUCACGUCCUCUUCGCAAUUAUACCCUUUAUUGCCAGCAUGGCAAGCGCUACUCCUGUCGCGAAUCCCUCGCCAAUGGCAUCUGAAGCGCUGAGUGGCCUCGUCGAAAGACAAGGUGGCCUCCUUGGAGGCCUCCUCGGGGGCCUCACCAAUACGCUGACGAUCGACGCUGGAAUCUUGAUCGAUGGCGUGGGCGUUUACCUGGUUAACCUUGACAACGAUAUUUUCACGAUCAAUCAGACUCUGGGGCUUUUCUGA
This is a messenger RNA of Fonsecaea multimorphosa CBS 102226, 264 nucleotides long. RefSeq lists its product as uncharacterized. The transcript has 2 exons. The record is from RefSeq and is a predicted model, not a curated record. The coding region runs from base 1 to 264 and encodes 87 amino acids. NCBI's taxonomy places the organism in Eukaryota, Fungi, Ascomycota, Eurotiomycetes, Chaetothyriales, Herpotrichiellaceae.